UUAAUCUAAAUAUAGUCUUCUUUGAAGAUAGUGAAGUUGGCCACUUUAAAGCCCUUCUUCAUCUCUCUAGUCACCUUGGAUCUCUAGAACCUUUUUUUUGUUUAUUUUUCCACUUUUAGGUGUUUUGACAUUUUGCUUACUCUCUAUCAUUGCUACUUCCCUCAACAAACCCCAAAAGGUAACCCUUUACAAAAGCCUAGGAACAUAGCAUAACAAUAAUCAUUGGAGUAAUAAUAGUCAAAAAGAACAGUCUCAUUGGUCAAAAGCUUCAUUCUUUACCUUAAUGGGUUUGGUUUGGUUUGGUUUUUUUGUUGUACAGUGUCAUUAAUGGUUCUGUUUAAGUUCUAAGUUGAAAUGCAACAAGAGUACAAGACAAGUUUAGUGUUUCUGCCUCAUUUCUGAAUUAACAAGAAUAAAAGUUAUGUUCUUAGGAAUGGGACUUGAAGGUUUGAUUCCAAGGCAUAAUCGUUCAAAGAGCUUUCCUGAUAAGGAAACAGUGAAGGAGGAUUGUUCAGAUAGCGUUGAGAUUUCAGAUCAAACAAAGCUGGACACAGGUUACCUCACAGAAUGCAGUGCAACUAGGAAAAAACAAACCCCUAUGAAUAAUGUUCGACAAACGCUGAAGCAAGAGAUUCUACAAUUAGAGAAAAGACUAGAAGACCAAUUUAAGGUCAGAUGCACAUUAGAAAAGGCACUUGGAUACAGACCUAUAUCUCUUGUUAAUCCAAAUGACAUGACUAUACCCCAGCCAACCACAGAAUUAAUUAAAGACAUUGCAGUUUUAGAGUUAGAAGUUGUAUAUUUGGAACAAUAUCUUCUCUCCUUGUACCGUAAAGCAUUUGAACAACAAUUAUCCCCCGCUGUGGCUGCAUCUGCAUCUACCGUGGAAGAAAGCGAAAAGUCUCCUCCUGUAACAACACCUAGAGCAAGAUUCCUUCAAGUUUCUCCACCCGAGGUCUUAACCAAAAAAGAAUGUUCAGAUGUACAAUGUAUUGAUCAUGAGCUUCAUACACUUCAAAAGGAAUGUAAUAGACAUAAACUUGAGACUCCAGAUAAAGAAUACAUUGUACAUCAUCCAGAAGAAAAGCAGUCAGACUCUAGCGUGCAUCGAUGUCACUCCUCGUUAUCCCAAUAUUCAACAUCGACAGCAAAAGUAUCUUCUCAAGAAGAAGAGUUGACUGAUUCUCUACGCGCCUGUUAUUCUCAACCCUUGUCCAUGAUGGAGUAUGCUGAAAGUAUUGAUACUUCAACCAAAGUAAUCAGUCUAGCAGAACAUCUCGGUACCCGAAUAUGUGAUCAUAUUCCAGAAACAGCUAAUAAGCUUUCUGAGGAUAUGGUUAAAUGUAUAUCAGCUAUAUAUUACAAACUUGCAGACCCACCUAUGACUAAUCCGGGCCUUUCAUCUCCCAGUACUUCGAUAAGUGCCUUUUCUAUUGGCGAUCAAGGCGACACGUGGAGUCCAGGGUUAAGAAAUAACUCCUCUUUUGAUGUACAGUUAGAUAAUCCUUUCAACGUUGAAGGAUUCAAGGAGUUUAGUGGGCCAUAUAGCACCAUGGUUGAGGUACCGUGGAUUUAUAAAGAGAAUCAGAAGUUGGCAGAUACAGAACAGUUGCUCCAGAAUUUCAGGUCACUUAUUUGUCAAUUAGAAGACGUAGAUCCGGGGAAGUUGAAACACGAGGAGAAGUUAGCUUUCUGGAUCAACGUACACAAUGCUUUAGUGAUGCAUGCUUUUUUAGCUUAUGGAAUUCCACAAAACAAUGUGAAAAGAGUCUUUCUUCUGUUGAAGGCUGCAUAUAAUGUUGGGGGUCAUACAGUUAGCGCAGACACAAUACAAAAUACUAUACUAGGGUGCCGAAUGUCUCGUCCUGGACAGUGGUUCCGCGUGUUCUUUUCUUCGAAGACAAAAUUCAAACCUGGAGAUGGACGACAAGCGUAUGCAAUCAAACACCCCGAGCCUCUUCUUCACUUUGCACUUUGUUCAGGAAACCACUCUGAUCCAGCGGUGCGUGUAUAUACACCGAAGAGAGUGUUUCAAGAACUAGAGGUUGCAAAGGAAGAGUACAUUAGAGCCACGUUUGGGAUACGCAAGGACCAAAAAAUGCUGCUUCCUAAGAUUGUAGAUACAUUCUCCAAAGAUUCAGGUUUGUCUCAUGCUGGUCUUAUAGAGAUGAUCCAACAGUCUCUACCUGAAUCCCUGAGAAAGAGUGUUAAGAAAUGUCAUGCAAAAUCCGGGAAGAGCAUAGAAUGGAUUCCACACAACUUCACUUUUCGAUACCUGAUACCUAAGGAGCUGGUUAAAUAAUUACUUGGUAGCUUUAUGUGAGACCGUCUACAAAUGUGUGGUCAAUUAGCAGUUGAAUAUUCUUAUUGUGAAAUGUUUGGUAGCUUUACUUGGUUAAAUAUUCUUUUGGGAUUUGGAUUUGGUGCAGUAAUUGUGUCACGCAGUUUUCGAUCUCAACUGUCCGAUCUCAAAUUAACAGUUGAGAUUGUUUUAAUUUUAAACUGAUUUUUUUAUUGGAAAAUCUGAACCAUCUGGUCACAUAUUAACGGCCGAGAUCGAAAACUGCGUGUAACUGAGUCUUUUGUCUACUGUUAACAGAUCCUGGUUUUGUACAAAAUUGACACAGAUAGAUCUAAUAUUUCAAUAUGUUGUAGCAUUUGGUAUCUGUGAUAUGUCUUGUAAUGUUAUUUAUUAUAGUAUUGUAAUUGUUGUAGUCGAUCAAUUAUCAAUUGGAUUUCUCCUGACUUCAACACAGA
Molecule: messenger RNA, 2757 nt
Organism: Medicago truncatula (barrel medic)
Lineage: Eukaryota; Viridiplantae; Streptophyta; Magnoliopsida; Fabales; Fabaceae
Exons: 11
Coding region: 422-2302 (626 amino acids)
Source: RefSeq, a predicted model, not a curated record